CAGCUUCUGAAAACAGAAAGAUUUUCAAAUCAUCAACUGUCAGAACAGCAAUGGAUACUUCUGCUUGCUCUUCCAGUGCUACCAUUUGUAAUGGUACAUCCUGUGUUUUGCAUGAGAAGAAUCCCAACGAAACUCUAAGUGUCGUCCUGAGUACUGUUAUUACUAUCAUGUUAGCCUUAGUGAUGUUUUCCAUGGGUUGCAAUGUGGAACUUCCAAAAUUCAUCUCUCACAUAAAGAAACCAUGGGGCAUAUUUGUGGGCUUCCUUUGUCAGUUUGGAAUUAUGCCCCUUACAGGCUUUCUCCUCUCCGUGGCCUUUGACAUCCUUCCUAUCCAAGCUGUUGCAGUGCUCAUCAUGGGCUGUUGUCCAGGAGGAACAGCUUCCAAUAUUUUGACUUAUUGGAGCGAUGGUGACAUGGACCUGAGUAUCAGCAUGACAACAUGUUCCACAAUACUUGCCUUGGGAAUGAUGCCUCUUUGUCUCUAUAUUUAUACAAAAAUGUGGACAGAUUCUGGGUCAAUUAGAAUUCCUUAUGAUAGUUUAGGUAUUUCUUUAGUUGCUCUCAUUAUUCCCAUCUCUGUAGGAAUAGUUGUCAAACAAAAAUGGCCAAAGAAAGCUCAGAUCAUACUUAAGAUUGGUUCCAUUACAGGUUUAAUUCUCAUAGUGAUCAUAGCUGUGACUGGAGGUAUAUUGUACCAGGGUUCCUGGAUCAUUCGUCCUAAAUUGUGGAUUAUAGGAACUAUGUUUCCUUUAAUUGGUUAUUCUAUGGGCUUCUUCCUGGCUUGGAUAGCUGGUCAGAACUGGCAGAGAUGUCGGACAGUGUGUUUGGAAACAGGAAUGCAGAACACUCAGCUGUGUUCAACGAUAAUACAACUAUCCUUCAGCGCUGAAGAGCUUAAUCACAUUUUCACCUUUCCUCUCAUCUACAGUAUUUUCCAGCUUGGGCUGGCAGGAAUAUUCGUAGGAACCUAUGUCUUAUACAAGAAAUGGGUUGACAAAAAUAAUGUACAACUUGCAGAGAGUGACAACAAUAAUACAGAGUCUGAUCCACCCAAUGGUAUUCAGAAUGAAGUAUUUUCUCUGCACGAGGACUAGACUUCAAUGGAAACAGAAGACCUUCAAGGAAGAUACUUUUUUAAAAAAGUCUUUGUUUGAGUAAAACAUUUGACCAAGUAAAACAGUUAAAUUUAAAAUGUGAUUGAAGCCACAACAUGAAUUCUGUGAUAACUUACUGGUGGCCUUGUGAUGUUACAAAGAUUUGUCAAGAACAACUAAUUUUAAUUUCUGCCAAGAACAAAUAUUCUAAGGGUCACCAAAAGGACCUUCUAAUGAUUGCACUAUAUUGCCUCCUGGAUAAUACUUUGAGUUUUUUAUCACCCUGAAAUGAGGACCUGAUAUUUUAUAUAGAGAGAGAUAUGCAAUUCAUUGUUGCUAAAAAAAAAAAAAAAAAGCUACAACUUACAAUGGGGACAGUCAUCUGCAUCCAGAAAGAGGACAGUGGGGACUGAAUAUGGAUCAAAACAUAGUAUUUUCACCUUUUUUGUUGCUGUUUGUUUGCUUUUUUCUCAUUUUUUUCUUUUUGAUCUGAUUUUUCUUGUGCAACAUGAUAAAUAUGGAAAUAUAUGUGGAGGAAUUGUACAUAUUUAACAUAUAUUGGAUUAUUUGCUGUCUAGGGGAGGAGGUGAGGACAAGGUAGGGAGAAAAAUUUGGAACACAAGGUUUUGCAAGAGUGAAUGUUGAAAACUAUCUUUGCAUGUAUUUUGAAAAUAAAAAGCUAUUGUUUUUAAAAAGUUACAGUAUUUACCUGAAUGAAGAAAUGAACAUACCUAUGAUAUUUUUAAACUAUUAUUAUUCAAAGCUUUUGCUUCAAAUCAAGAUAAUCUGUCAGAGAACACCACAAGUCAAUAUCUGAUUUUCCUUUUGAAAAGUGGGGAGAAAAAAAGAAGAAAACCCAAACCGAAGCCCUUUCCAAGAACAAUGCUCUAAUAUCAUAAAUGAGUAUGUCCAGAAUUCAUUUGAUUCAGCAAACAUUUAUUGACUGUCCAGGACAUAAAGUCAGUGGUGUAUUCCUACUCUCCAUCCUUUGUUCCACUUCAAAAAUGUAAUGGUCUAGCCAGUAUGUUUCAAGAGACUAACAAAUCUAACUAUAUAUUAUAUUUUGUACAUGUUAGAGAGUUUUUCAUAUUGUAAGAAUGUAAUAAAUGUGUUUUCAUUCAUUCA
Antechinus flavipes (yellow-footed antechinus) is the source of this 2219-nucleotide messenger RNA. It is a transcript of the gene SLC10A2, whose product is annotated as solute carrier family 10 member 2. Gene Ontology annotation, molecular function: bile acid:sodium symporter activity. The coding region runs from base 51 to 1094 and encodes 347 amino acids. Gene Ontology annotation, cellular component: apical plasma membrane. Gene Ontology annotation, biological process: bile acid and bile salt transport. The transcript has 6 exons. NCBI's taxonomy places the organism in Eukaryota, Metazoa, Chordata, Mammalia, Dasyuromorphia, Dasyuridae. The record is from RefSeq and is a predicted model, not a curated record.